CUCUAGUUAGAUGGUCCUACGGGAGCGGUGGGUUUGCCACAGAGAGAGUGUCCCUGCCCGACAGCUAGCUAGUUCUGUGACCUUGGGCCAGUGACUUCAUCUUCCUAGUCUCGGUUUCUUCAUCCCAAAAUGUGAAUGAUGCUUGCCUCAGGGAACAGUUGUGAGGAUUAAGCGAGAUAUGGUAUCUGAAAAGAUCUAUUCCUUCUCCUGUGAUUAUUCUUGAGGUGGAUGGUACCUUGAGGAUGCCGUGGCAUCUGCUGGGCAGCCUCACAGCCUUCUCGUUCCUUCUCUCCACUAGAGGUCCCUUUGGAAGCAGUAAUGAUGACUUAAACAAGGGCUUGUCCUGCCUUACAAGAUUCCUCAACCAUCAGAGUUUCUGAUGCAAUUUUUGGGUAUCCAUUAUGGACCAGGCAUUGGGACAAUAAGGCGAAAAAUUCUAGUGUUUGCUCUCAAGAGUCUCCAAGAAUAGUGGCGGAGACUGAGAAGUAACAGAUAUUUGUAGCCCUUUUCCCUGAGGGAGAUUGUGGGAACAACAGAGGAAGGAGAGCCUAAGAAAGGGAGAGGAGACAGGAGGUUGUAUUUGGGUUAAUCUUAGUAGAAGUUUGCUAAGAGGCCAUAGAGAGAAAAGGUGUAAAAUGAGAGCUUUGUUACGAAUGGAAGCUUAAUGGAGUGUACUUAUAUGUUGUGGGUAGGGGACAGGACAGGGCUCUGUCUGUGAGAAAGGCUGGCAGAGGGGGCAGAAUGUGAGCAGUUUUGUAAGCCAGGCUCUGUAGUUUAGAAUUAUUCAUAGAGGUGGUUUGGAGCCAUUGGAGGAGUUCUGAGCAGAGGAGUGGUCUGUGUUUUAAAAUGAUGACUGGAGUGGCAGCAUGGAUAUUUGAUAGAGGAGAGGCAAGAAGUAGGGAACUUGUUAGAAAGCUGUUGCAAAAGUUCAAUCAACAGUUGAUAGAAAAAAGUCUAAAAUAAGAAGGUGUAGAGAAGGGAGAGGGAUGGAUGAUCUCAUUUGAACCUCACAACAUUCCUAUUAGGUUGCAUAGUGUUUUUAAUGUCCACAUUAAAGAUGAAGAAACUGAGACCUAGAGAGCUGAAAUGCCUUGCCUUCCAUCACAGGGGAGAAAGAGAGAGCGUGAAAGAGAGAGAAUGUCUCUCUCAGACUGGCACCUGGCGGUGAAGCUGGCUGACCAGCCACUCGCCCCAAAGUCCAUUCUGCGGUUGCCAGAGACAGAGCUGGGAGAAUACUCGCUGGGAGGCUAUAGUAUUUCAUUUCUGAAGCAGCUCAUUGCUGGCAAGCUGCAGGAAUCUGUUCCAGACCCUGAGCUGAUUGAUCUGAUCUACUGUGGCCGGAAGCUAAAAGAUGAUCAAACCCUUGACUUUUAUGGCAUUCAACCUGGGUCCACAGUCCAUGUUCUGCGCAAGUCCUGGCCCGAGCCUGAUCAGAAACCAGAACCUGUUGACAAAGUGGCUGCCAUGAGGGAGUUCCGGGUGCUGCACACUGCCCUGCACAGCAGCUCGUCCUACAGAGAGGCGGUCUUUAAGAUGCUCAGCAAUAAGGAAUCUCUGGAUCAGAUCAUUGUGGCCACCCCGGGCCUCAGCAGUGACCCUAUUGCUCUUGGGGUUCUUCAAGACAAGGACCUCUUCUCUGUCUUCGCUGAUCCCAACAUGCUUGAUACGUUGGUGCCUGCCCACCCGGCCCUGGUCAAUGCCAUCGUGCUUGUUCUGCACUCGGUGGCGGGCAGCACCCCGCUGCCAGGGGCCGACUCCUCUUCCCGGAGCAUGCCCUCCAGCGUGUACCGGGACAUGCCAGGUGGCUUCCUGUUUGAAGGGCUCUCAGAUGAUGAGGAUGACUUUCACCCAAGCACCAGGUCCACGCCCUCUAGCAGCACACCCAGCUCCCGCCCAGCCUCCCUGGGGUACAGUGGAGCUGCUGGGCCCCGACCCAUCACCCAGAGUGAGCUGGCCACUGCCCUGGCCCUGGCCAGCACUCCAGAGAGCAGCUCUCACACGCCGACUCCUGGCACCCAGGGCCAUUCCUCAGGGACUUCACCAAUGUCCUCUGGUGUCCAGUCAGGGACGCCCAUCACCAAUGAUCUCUUCAGUCAAGCUCUACAACAUGCUCUGCAGGCCUCUGGGCAGCCCAGUCUCCAGAGCCAGUGGCAGCCCCAGCUGCAGCAGCUGCGUGACAUGGGCAUCCAGGAUGACGAGCUAAGCCUCCGGGCGCUGCAGGCCACUGGGGGGGACAUCCAAGCGGCCCUGGAGCUCAUCUUUGCUGGAGGAGCCCCCUGAACUCCCAGCUCCUCCCCAGCCCUCAGCAGGCUGCAAAGGCUGCUGCCCAUGGGAGGCACUCGUGAAAGUGCCGCCAUCUGUCUUCUCCCCAAUACACCUAUCCGAUGGUCAGCUCUC
Trichechus manatus latirostris (Florida manatee) is the source of this 2397-nucleotide messenger RNA. RefSeq names its product ubiquitin like 7 (gene UBL7). Gene Ontology annotation, molecular function: polyubiquitin modification-dependent protein binding. Gene Ontology annotation, cellular component: cytosol. Bases 1087 to 2280 code for a protein of 397 amino acids. The record is from RefSeq and is a predicted model, not a curated record. The transcript has 11 exons. NCBI's taxonomy places the organism in Eukaryota, Metazoa, Chordata, Mammalia, Sirenia, Trichechidae. Gene Ontology annotation, biological process: ubiquitin-dependent protein catabolic process.